AGUCAUUAUUGGAUGAUCUAGAUGUAAUUGAGAAUUCUGUAGGAGAAUGCGCUCAGUAUGAAGCAGAAGAUGAUGGCGACUUUUUCUUGGACGUCUUAGGUGACAGUGAAAUGUUGAUAAAUGACAUUGCAAAUGAAACUGAAGAUGUGGAAGUAUCGCCAAAAAAGAAUUAUACUUCCCUAGACGAUAUGGCAAACAGCGAAAGCCUCAACAUCCCAAUAAAAAAAUUGUAAACAGAAGUUUAGGAGAAGUAAUCAUUAUGAUUAUAAAAUACGCACUCGUACAUGCAUUAUCUUUGACGCAAGUUUGCGAUUUGUUCAACUUGAUUAAUUUUUUUUUCGACGAAGCUAUCUUACCGGCAAGUAAAUAUUUAAUCGACAAAUUAUUUUGUCCCCGAAGUUGCGUAAAUUUAUAUGCAAUUUACACUGAAUGCCUAAUCAAUGUUAAAGAUAACGAUUAUAAAGAUUUUUUCGUUAUUCUGAACGUUGCCGAUCCUAUUGCAAAAUUAAUAGAGUCAAACAGUGAAUAUUACAAAUACUUCACAAAUGAAAGAGUUCACGUGAAAGGUCAGAUUCGGGAUAUAUAUGACGGAAAAAGAUAUCGCGAUUUUUUAAAACAACUAAGUGAAGACGAUAGAAAGCGAUACGCUACAGUAACUUUCAAUACAGACGAAGCACCUUUAUUUAAAAGUUCCGCGUAUUCUAUUAGGCCUGUAUUUUUAAUGGUAAAUGAAUUACCUAGCGAUGUUCGAACUAAAGACCUGAUAUUGGUAGGCCUAUGGUUCGGAAAGGAUAAACCAAAUAUGAAUGCACUUUUUAGAGCCAUUUGUGGAAACUGUGAACACCCUUUCAACAACAGGAAUUGCAUGCACUAUAGAUGGUGUCCCUUUUUUCAUUAAGAUUUUUGCUUUAAUAUGUUGUGUCGAUUCAGUCGCUCAAGCACCGGUGCAAGGGUUCACACAGUUCAACGGUUCUUAUGGUUGUAAUCAGUGCCUUCACCCUGGUGAAUGGGUUCUAAGUAAUGAUAAUAAUGCGCGUAGUGGGAGCAUUAAAUAUCCAUUGUUGAAGGCAGUGCCAAAAGAAAGAAAUGCUGACGAUACCGUAAAGCACAUGAUGAAAACAACAUCAAGUAAAAAAUCUUUUUUGGGAGUAAAAAGUCCGUCUCCUUUAACAAAUUUAUUGUUUUUUCAUAUCAUUUUCGGUUGUGUACCUGAAAGCAUGCAUUGUGCUACCGGAGUAGCAAAACAGUUUGCAACGAUGUUGUUUGGUAAGAAGAAAAAGCUGGAUUACUUCCUAAACAAAAAUUACUUGAAAUUAAUGCACUUUUAAAGAAUAUUAAAGCACCUUAUCAGAUUGUGAGACUAACUCGCUUAUUGUCUGAAAAAGAAUUUUGGACAGCACGGGAAUUGGAGAAUUGGAUUUUAUUUUAUAGCCUACCAAUUCUUCAAAAAAUUUUACCACCAGAGUUGUUAAUACAUUGGGCUUUAUUUGUGGAAGCAAUGUACAUACUACUAAAGGGAAAUAUUCAAACUUGGGAAGUUGAUCUGGCUAAACGAUUAUUGCAUGCGUUCGUAGUACGUACUGAAAUAUUGUACUCUAAAGUAGCCAUGACAUGUAACGUGAAUUCGCUUAUACAUUUGGCCAGAAGUGUGUAUGAUUGGGGGCCUCUUUGGAGUCACAAUGCAUUUGCUUUCGAAUCCGGAGAUGGAGAUUUACUAAAAGUUGUUCAUGCUGCAAAGGGUGUUCGUAAUCAAAUAUGUAGUAGCACUAGUUUGAAGUAUAGCAUGUUACUUUUAAAAGAACAAGUGGAUUCUUGUUUAAAUGUGAAAAGAUUUCUUAUAGAAACUGGUACAACCAUGGUUCAAAAAACUUUGAAAUUUUCCGAGCAUAGAUACUUUGGUUCAACAUCAAACGUGAGUCAGUUCUGGGUGGAAAAAUUGCAACUCUCAUCAGAAAAAGCACUUUCAUAUAAGAAAUUAGUUAAAGAAAGAUGCUUAUAUAUGUCAUCAAUAAAGAAUAACAAACCUUCCGACAAUACCUUUGCCCAGUUACGUGAUGGUAGAUAUGCUAAGCUUAAUUAUUUUAUUAUCGACUCUGAUCCUAAGAAAGAGUACACAAUACUCGUAAUUGAACACGUUCACACAAUUUAUUUCUUCCAAGAGAAAUGUUGUAUGUUGCGAAAAAUUGUAAAUAAAUAA
Belonocnema kinseyi is the source of this 2197-nucleotide messenger RNA. RefSeq lists its product as uncharacterized. The record is from RefSeq and is a predicted model, not a curated record. Lineage: Eukaryota; Metazoa; Arthropoda; Insecta; Hymenoptera; Cynipidae. The transcript has 2 exons. The coding region runs from base 1499 to 2197 and encodes 232 amino acids.